AUGUAUCCCUGUGGUUCAAUCUCUGACACUAUUACUCAUUUCCUCUACUACUCGUUAUCUCUCACAUCAUACGUUAAGGGGACUGUUUUUGUUUCUCGAGCUCCUGAAAGUAUAAAGACCAACGUGGUAGCGGAUUUAACCACCUUUAGUCUACUUUCUUCCUUUGGAACUGCUCCAAUCGCUCGAUUGAAUUCUACAAAUCCAAAUUAUCAAGCUAUGUCAUUUUUUCAAAAGUUAAUCUCCUUCAAACCGAAUAAGAAACAAGGUAUCCAACAGCAGGCUUCUGAAGAUGCAAACAAAUGCCUUUACACUAGAGAUGAAGAAGACUUUGUUCACAUUUAUCCAUCUUUGAGCUGUUCUAAUGGUGUUGCUAAUGAAGAUGAAGAGAGUGUAGAUAUUUCCAAGUGGGAAAUGGCAGAAAUAUUGAAUCAAGGGAAUAAAAUUGUAGUCACUAAAAAUAAUAACAAAACUAAGGAAGAUACGCUAGAAAGACUGCGUCGAUACAGGGACAGACCUAGUAGCUCGACAAGGGCAACCGUUACUGAAGAUACGAGGCCAUGUAUGGAGGAUUCAAGAGAAUUAGAAAUGUUCGAUGAUAAGAGGAAUCGCGUCACGAAAGGUUCUCGCAGAAGGAAGUACCUUUAG
Messenger RNA from Zygosaccharomyces rouxii, 645 nucleotides. RefSeq lists its product as uncharacterized. Bases 1 to 645 code for a protein of 214 amino acids. The transcript has a single exon. The record is from RefSeq and is a predicted model, not a curated record. NCBI's taxonomy places the organism in Eukaryota, Fungi, Ascomycota, Saccharomycetes, Saccharomycetales, Saccharomycetaceae.